AGUGUACUAUAAUAUAAUAAUUGAAGUUUAAUUUCACCCAUUAUGCACUGAAAUGAUGAAAAUUAGCACAUCUGAUAUGGCGCGCGAUCUGCAGUAUUAAUCUCUUAUUAAUUGUGCAUAAUCGACAUAAAAUCCGUUCACAACUGAUUAAAGUUUUGCUACGAUAACUUUCAGCAGACGGCUUUUAAUUUGAAAAGGACAGCGGUCCUGUUGUCAGGAGUAUGACAUUGCUGACGGCCAUAUUUCAGUUUUUUGGGUUUCGAAAAGAAGCUUUACCACAGCCUCGUAAAUUUUACUUGCUUCCCAGUAUUAUUGACGGUGGAAUAGCAGGUAUAGUAGGUUUAACGGCAACAUAUCCACUUGAUUUAUUGGUAACGCGCUUGCAAAGCCAGCAAGUUCACCCAGACGGAACGAAAAUGUACAACGGUAUGAUCGAUUGCAUUUAUAAAACAUAUAAAAGUGAAAAAUUGUUGGGAUUGUACAGGGGCUAUUUAGUCAGUGUUAUGUUUACAGCUUGGGAGAAGGCAAUUUUUUUAACAUCGAAUGACUUUUUUUGUGAUUGGUUUAUUAAAAAAAAUAUAUUCCACGAUCUGACCUUCACAAAUCAAGUUGUUUCUGGUGCUAUAGCUGGCGCAUCACAAGUAGUGGUCACAAAUCCAAUGGAACUAAUAAAAAUUAAAAUGCAAAAUCUCGAUGCAGCAAAAGCUAGUUUUGAUAAAAAAGGAAAAGUUUUAAAACCAUGGACAACGUGGCAGAUAACAAAAAGAGUUGUACAGCAUAAUGGCAUAUGGGGCUUUUAUCAAGGUAGUCAUUUGACUAUAUUACGUGAAGUAAUAUUUUCAGUUGUUUACUUUCCGCUUUUUGAAACACUAAAUGACUUGUGCCCUCGCAAGGGCCCAAGAUCAGAUGAUGCUGAAUCUUGGUGUUCAUUUGUGGCUGGAGUUGCAGCAGGUUCUGCAGGGGCUUUUGUUGCAACGCCUGUUGAUUUAAUAAAAACGCGUUUACAAGCGGCGGAUCAAGCGUCAAAAAUAAAAAAGUAUACUGGCUCCUUGGACUGCAUAAGAAAAACUUAUAGGCUAGAGGGCAUACUAGCAUUUUUCAAAGGUGGACUUUGUAGAGUUAUAUUGAUUGCACCACUAUUUGGUAUCGCACAGAUGGUUUAUUUCUUUGGAAUAGGCGAUUACCUUGUUAUGAAAUUUAAUCUGCCAAAGUUUUAAUUAGUUAACUUUUAAGUGCAUAUAAUUCAAGGAAACCGCUUUCUUUAUACAUAAACCAUCUUAAGUAAAAAUUUUGAAAUACCAGAAUAUAUCAAAAACAUUUAUAUUAAUAAA
Teleopsis dalmanni is the source of this 1331-nucleotide messenger RNA. Its product is annotated as mitochondrial glutamate carrier 1-like. The record is from RefSeq and is a predicted model, not a curated record. Gene Ontology annotation, molecular function: L-glutamate transmembrane transporter activity; L-aspartate transmembrane transporter activity. The coding region runs from base 222 to 1217 and encodes 331 amino acids. Gene Ontology annotation, biological process: malate-aspartate shuttle; aspartate transmembrane transport; L-glutamate transmembrane transport. The transcript has 2 exons. Lineage: Eukaryota; Metazoa; Arthropoda; Insecta; Diptera; Diopsidae.